AUGACAGUGAUUCCAAGCGAUUUUUUGAUUCUACACGUGACGCCCUUUCCAUCAGCUCAAAAAGAGGUAGGCCGAUGCAAGUUGGUCAAAGUCAGAUUCCCAGUCUCCAAAGAAGUCCGCGGAAAAGAAGCAUUUCAAAAGGGUUUAUUACUUAUUUUUUUAUCGUCAGAUCAUUUUUUAGUUCUUUACUCUUUAAGCUUCUAUCAAGCUCAACUUGGAAAUGAGGCUAUAUUCACAGAGAUUUUUAGGAGAAUGGAUCUAACCACUUUAAAGAGGAACGUGGAAUCUGGUGAAGUUCGUGAUUUGGCAGAAUUUAAACGGAGGCUUCUUCUAAUGUUUGCCAAUGCUGUAAUGUUUAAUAGCACGGGCCAUGAUGUAAACAUUUACGCGAAAGAAAUGGCAAAGGAUACUUUAGAUUCUUUAAAAGUAUAUUUUAAGCGUAUGCUUGCUUACUUUGUCGGUUUAAAAGAACUUCCAGAAGAGAAGGGAAAUGUUGACACUAAUGCGCAUAAAGUCUGUUCACUGAAAAAGAACAUCAGUAAGCUGAAGUAG
Enterobius vermicularis (human pinworm) is the source of this 552-nucleotide messenger RNA. NCBI's taxonomy places the organism in Eukaryota, Metazoa, Nematoda, Chromadorea, Rhabditida, Oxyuridae. The record is from the annotation of a GenBank genome assembly.